Athalia rosae (coleseed sawfly) is the source of this 3608-nucleotide messenger RNA. RefSeq names its product fork head domain transcription factor slp1-like. The record is from RefSeq and is a predicted model, not a curated record. NCBI's taxonomy places the organism in Eukaryota, Metazoa, Arthropoda, Insecta, Hymenoptera, Athaliidae. The transcript has a single exon. Gene Ontology annotation, molecular function: DNA-binding transcription factor activity; sequence-specific double-stranded DNA binding. Gene Ontology annotation, biological process: regulation of transcription by RNA polymerase II. Gene Ontology annotation, cellular component: nucleus. Bases 943 to 2349 code for a protein of 468 amino acids.
UUGCGCCGUUCCGUUGCGCUCGCCGCUAGGGGUUGGCCGUGACGGUGCGCGAGACAAGGGAAGUUUUCCCGUGGUCCCCACCGCCCGAGGCUGGAUGGUUGGUUCCCCCCCCCCCCCGUUCUUCAGCUGUUUGCAUUGUUUGAUGUCAAACAUUGGGCGCAAACAAGCGGGGGAGCGAAGAGGGCGGCGACGGUAAGCGUUGCGGAGCGGGCGAUCCUCUGUUGGUGCGUCGCGACGCUGGGCGGGACCGAGACGUCUAGGGGCGGUACGAACCGACGGUAUAUAAGGCCCCUCCGAACGCGGGGAGACGGCAUAGUCGCGUUAACGUUCGUACCGUUCGCAUCCUACGUUCGACCGUGGGAGGUAGACUUUCUUGAGACAAACAAAAAAGAAAAAAACAGUCAGCGAGAAAAUUACCAAUCGCCAGAUAUUCGCGGGAUCGAAUUACGCAGUAAUCCCAAAUUAUCGACCAGUUAAACAGUGAAGAACGGUUAGUGUCGAAUCGUCGCGACACCGUCGAAAUAAAAUUUAAAAUUGACAACACGGACAAAAUCAAAAGUGAUAUUAUAAUCUUAGGCGUUCAGUGCUUCGGUUGUUUGACAAUUUUGUCAAGGCGAUAGACUACAGAACUAUUAUUAUCGAUUGUUGAAAAUGGUGCAACAGUGAUCCACAUGAAGCUGUACAGAUGCGAAACCGUACCUAACAUUCACCCCGUGGCGUAACAGGGUAACAGAAAGAUAUUCCAACUCUGGAUGAACAACUGUGGAGUGAACUGGAAAAAUCAAGUGCCAAUGCCUCCGAUUGCUAACGCUGGAUUUCGUUGAUUAGACAGAGCGACAUUUUUCUGAAACCUCACCACUGUAUAUUCGAGACUCCGCGAGAACGAUCUCCGGAGAUUUCGACGCCUGGUUGAGCGACGACGCCACAGACGGGAUCGUCAUUAUGGUGAACAUGGAGGGAUCCGGUGAGCACACCGUGACCGUCUCACCGCCACCCCCUCGAGCGACCCUCAAGUCGAGCUUCAGCAUCCGCAGCAUCCUCCCCGAGGCCUGCGCCGUCACCCCGGCCGGACCCCAGAGUCUCACCCCGACCAGUCAAUCACCGAGUCCCAUCCCCGACGUAAACGCGGAAGACACGGACGACGGCAGCGAUCUCGACGUGACGGGUUGCGACGGAGCUGACACUCCGCCGUUGGAUUGCUCUAGAGGAAGUUCGGGCGGCAGUCCGACGUCCAGAAAGGAUCAGGACCUCGGUCGCGGCGACGCUGAGGACAAGAAGAAAUCGGAGAAACCACCCUACAGCUACAACGCCCUGAUAAUGAUGGCGAUUCGUCAGAGUCCCGAGAAACGUUUGACGCUCAAUGGAAUCUACGAGUACAUAAUGCGUCACUUCCCCUAUUACCGGGACAACAAACAAGGCUGGCAGAAUUCCAUCAGGCACAAUCUCUCGCUGAACAAGUGCUUCGUCAAAGUCCCGAGGCACUACGACGACCCGGGCAAGGGUAACUACUGGAUGCUGGACCCGAGCAGCGAGGACGUCUUCAUCGGGGGCACAACCGGGAAGCUCAGAAGACGAACGACCGCGGCGUCCAGGUCGAGACUCGCGGCGUUCAAAAGGAGCGUGGUGCUCGGCGGGCUCAACGGACUCCAGGGGCUCAACGGUCUCUACCCAGGUCUGAACCACCCGCCCUACGUGACCCCCGCAUGGCCACCCUCCAUCUACGCGCUUCCUUAUCUCCACCGCGCCGGAUACACCGCCUCCGCCGGACCCUAUUCGACGCCCUCCGGAUACCCGGCGAGCCUCCUGCCCGGCUCGGCGGCGACGAAUUCCGCGAGCUUACCCUGCAAACCUCAACCGCUACCCGCCGCCGCGGCACCCCCGGCCCACGGCGCCUUCUCCAUGGAGAGGCUCCUGCAGGCACCCACCUCCGCGUACCACCCCGCUGCGGCGACCUCCGCGGGGGCCUACGACUUUUAUUCGACCCUCAGGACCCUCGCCGCUCAUCAGCAGCACCAACAGCAACAGGCCGUUCUCCAGCAACAACAGCAACAACAACAACAACAACACCAACAACAACAACAGCAACACCAACAUCAUCAGCAGCAGCAGCAGAGAUAUCAGCAGCAGCAACACCAUCACCACCAGCACCACCACGUUUCGCAGAGCGGCGCGGUCCUACCCGUAAGCCAAACACCGUCCACCACCGCGUCGCCCGGAAGUAGUCCGGAACCACCUUCCCCCCAUUCGCCGAACUCGCACCAGAGGCAAUCCCUCCGUCCUGCCCACCCCCGGAGCCCACCCCAACUCCUGCUCAAACCGAUAACCGUACUCACCGCGCGGCACAGCUGAAUGUCCAACGAUUAGCCAGCCACCUUUUGUGGACAAUAUUACGAACAAUAAUUCCACGGCUCAGUGUUGUUCGGAAAUUCGUGCGGCGGCAACUGAUUACGACCGAGUCUGGGUAUCGGUUGCGGUGGCUCGUGGCCCCCCAGUGAAUUCGACUACGAAGGGACGGACGAACCGAGUUGUACGUGUUACGCCAUUGUAUACCUGAAACACAUGUUACGUUCCAACGGUCGCGACGCACCACAUCGACAUCAGCAUUAUCUGUCGCAUGACACAUUGUUGCACAAUGCGCGUGUUGCAUAGAUUUGCGAAAUAUGCGAAGAGCCGACGAACGUACACGGUAAUGACACAUUGUAAAUACACGCGUGUAUACAGUGCUGAUAGAUCCGCAAGUGAUAUACGAUCGUACAUAGUUUUCGUGUAAAUAGAAUAUUACGAAAUUUACGUAUACGAUUUGUGAUCUCCCCACGUGAAAGGACUAAUAUCGGUAUACAUAGAUAUACAUACAUAUAUAUAUAUAUAAAUAUAUAGGCAUAAUUACGCUGUACUUGUAACAAAUUUAAUUGUAGUUAGCCAAAUAUUAACUUAAAACGUAAAGCAAAAAAUGAACAACGCGGGUAUCGCGCGCCAUUACACAACAGAUAUAUACAUAGGUAUAGGUAUAUGUACAAAUUCAUUAUACGUAUAUUAUAAAAAUUGGAUAGUUCGGUAUAUUGUGUACAUAUCAUUUUUUGUUAUAUAUCUAGAUCGGCAGAAAACCCGGCGUAAUCACUCGAUUGAACUGAAUAGAUUUUAUCGUUCGCGAGAUGACGAGUUCUUAAUUUUCCCCCAUAUUGAAUUCAUUUUUCACCGUAUCGCGUUACACGCCACAAACCCUUUCGAUAUUCGUUACAGUUUCUGCUCUAAAUUUCAUCCAACAAUUGUGUACUAAAUUCAGCAAAUCUCUACUGUUACCCAUAGAAACUGUUCAGCGAAUCUUGUUAUUGUGAAUCGAUUUUGGUAUCUGUACUAUAUACUGUACGGUAUAUAGUAGGUGGCUCUAGUAUUUACGAAUCUCUCAUAUACCUAUACACCUUACGAUAUAUGUAUAUUAUAUACACAAGUAUGUAUAAUAUAUAGAUAUAUACACAACACAUAAUACUAUAUUAUAUUGUUUGUACAAAAUAAAAGAUUAUACGUUAUAAUAAUUGAACACUAUAGAUGAAGAGAAAUAUGAUGAUUGCGAAAUAAAUGUCGAAAUCUUUUAAUAUAACGAUGUGUCG